This is a messenger RNA of Phalacrocorax carbo (great cormorant), 714 nucleotides long. The record is from RefSeq and is a predicted model, not a curated record. Lineage: Eukaryota; Metazoa; Chordata; Aves; Suliformes; Phalacrocoracidae.
AUGGCAGCCGGGUGGGCACAGCCGCGCUUCUCCGUCUGCUCUGUGCUCAAGCAGUCGCAGAUCCAGGAGUUCAAGGAGGCCUUCGGCUGCGUCGACCAGAACCGGGACGGGACCAUCACCGAGGCAGACCUGAAGGAGACGCACUCACCGCUGGGGAAGAUGAACGUGAGCGACGAGGAGCUGGAGGAGAUGCUGAAGGGGGAGGGGCCCAUUAACUUCACCAUCUUCCUGAUGCUCUUCAGGGAGAAGCUGAAUGGCACCGACCCCAAGGAGUCCAUCCUCAAUGCCUUCAAGCUCUUCAACCCUGCUGGCACCAGCACCGUGAACAAGAAUGAGUUUAAGCAGCUCCUCCUGACCCAAGUGGAGAAGUUCUCCCCGGAGGAGGCGGAGCAGGUGUUCACGGUGACGCCCAUCGACAUCUUGGGGAAUAUCGACUACAAGUCCCUGUGCUACAUCAUCACCCACAGGGAUGAGAAGGAGGACUGAGGGGACAGUGGGUCCCCUGCCACUCACUCCAGCCAAAUAAACCACCAAACGAGGAGAUCUCGUCCGUCUGUCCACCUGCAGCAUCCCCGGGGAGGGACGCAGCUCCAUUCAGCCCAGGCUUCACACCCAUGCGUGGCCCCCAGUGUCUCCGCGGAGCUGGCACGUCCCCAGGAUGCUCCUGGGGGACCCCCAGCACAAGGGACGGCAGGGCCACGGUCCCAGGAGACA